UACGUCAUUACGUACUCCUUUACGGCAACAGUGACUCAAAAUGGAGUAACCAGCAAAAACAUCAAGCUAGCUUGCUAAUUAAUUAGGGGCAUCAUCUUAUCUCUAAAGUUAAAUUCAUCGUAUUGCUAGCUGAGGUAAUAAUUGUAUCAGUAUGGCUGAUAAGAAGAAACCGGACUCUUUCCAUUACUUCAUGAGUUACGAUGAUUUGAGUGACAGUAGCGAUAGUAACAGCAGCGAUUCUGAUGAAGCGGGCCAGAAGAAAUCAAGGGGGAAGGGGGGGACCGAUGCUACUGGAAGCGGUAGCAAAUCUCCCCAACACGGGACCAAGCGGGCUGCCAGUGGAGCUCCUCUGCCAAAACCCGACGAGCUCUUCAAAUCAGUCUCUAAGCCGUCCUUUCUGUACAACCCGCUGAAUAAACAGAUCGAUUGGGAGAGCCGCGCCGUGAAAGCUCCAGAAGAGCCUGCAAAGGAGUUCAAGGUGUGGAAGACGAACGCGGUGCCCCCUCCUCAGACCUACGCCGCGGAAGCGGAGAAGCCCAAGAAGGGAGCUCCCCCAGGGAUGGACAUGGCCAUAAAGUGGUCCAACAUCUACGAAGAUAAUGGAGAAGACGCUCCACAGCCUCACACCGGCAAUGCUGUCUUCCUGCCCACAGAGGAACAGCCAUCAGAUUCAGACGAGGACGGAGACAAGGCCUCGGCGAAGAAGCGUAGGGUGGAGAGCUUCCAGCAGAAGGAGAAGAGGAAGAGGGAUCUGGGCCAGGCCACAUCUGACAAGAGCUUCGUAGAGGAAGAGAAGAGGAUCCUCAGGCAGAAUGCGGAUUGAGGCCCGGAUUGAGGCCCAGAUCUGGUGUGAAGCUCGGGUCUGGCUGCCCUAAGCCUCUGUGACUGUCCUGCAGCUUUGCCCCAGACACCCAACACUAUCCCUUCUUCUCCUCUGUGUCCAGCCACUGGUUAUGUGAAUGGUCCAGUACUCGUCUACCUAGGACACAUGAUAUAGAUGUUAUUGUUCUGAAAACAUUUGGACUGUUAUUUUUAAUCCCUUGUUAUAUCUUUGAGCAUAUUAUCCAAACACUAGUGGAAAACGCACGUAUUACUGAGUGUGUCUAGGUAUUGAUCAAUGUUUCGUUGUAAAUAGACGACCACCUGAUCUACAUAAUAUAGUCUCUGGACUGCGUUGGGCAAAUCAAUGUGUUCGUAUGUUUGGAUCAUGAGCAGAUGUAUUUUUUUAUAUGGCAACUUAUUUUUGAAUAGCAAGAAAUGUAUGGUAAAAAACAUUUAGAUUAUUACUGUCUCUACAUGUCGAGACAUUAGGUCAAGAAAGACUGCAUUUGCUAGAGUAAUAAACUGUUCCUCAACAUGUAAUAUUCGCUAGAUGGCAGCCUUGAGCCACAUUUGGUACACAACCUUUUCACUGGUGGGGAGUAGUAUCUUAAAUGUUGCCAUGUCUUUUAAUGCGUCUAUACAAUAUGUAUACAGUUAACCACACACUGACAGUUUUGUCUGUUUUGUAGUAAAUUCUGUUGUCUUACACAACUGAUGCAAUAAAUGGAAUGUGAAUAUAA
Salvelinus fontinalis (brook trout) is the source of this 1562-nucleotide messenger RNA. RefSeq names its product UPF0690 protein C1orf52 homolog. The transcript is spliced from 3 exons. Bases 152 to 823 code for a protein of 223 amino acids. The record is from RefSeq and is a predicted model, not a curated record. Lineage: Eukaryota; Metazoa; Chordata; Actinopteri; Salmoniformes; Salmonidae.